CAGAAAUUAUAAAACUCGAAAAACUGAAAUUUUUUCAUAAGGAAUUAGAGGUUAAUAUUAAAAGCUAUUAUUAAAAUAAAAUUUUUAUAGAAAAUUAUACUAAAUUUAAAAAAAAAAAGAGUGUUUUGUAAGUUGCUAAAAGAAGAACAAUGUUUAAAAGCAAAAAAGACAUAGAUCGGCACGUGCGAGGCCAUUUAGCUAAGUUAAAUGAAAAUGAGAAAAAAUACCGAGGUUUUAUAAUUGCAAAACUUUAUUUUAAAAUAAAUGAAUAUGCUAUAGCUGCCAAUUAUGUGUCGGAAUAUCUUUCCGUUAACAAAAAUAAAGCUCCGGCAUAUAAUUUACUGGGGCAAUGUUUAAUGAAAUUGAAUAAAACUGAUCAAGCUUUAGAAUCUUUUCAAAAAUCAUUACAAUUAGAUCCCAAGCAACCAGACCUUCUAGUGGAAGUUUGCAAAAUAUUUUUGUCAAAAAACUCAUUAGAAAAUUCUGUGGCUGAAUAUUGGUGUAAUUUGGCUGAAUCUGAAAAUGUUCAAGAUAUUUCAGUAUUUACUCUUCGGUUGAAAUUGUCGGAAAAAGAAAACUUAGGUGGGGAUGUAAUUGAAAAUAGAAUUUUAUCACAAAUUGUCAAUAAUCCAAAUGAUGUGGAUUUGCGGAUUCAUUAUGUCCAACAGCUUAUUAAGCAAAGUAAAGUUGUUGAAGCCUUUAAGUAUGUCCUGAAUUUGGAAGUAGCCAUGAAUGAUCAGUUUGUUCAUUCCAUGGAAUGGUAUAACAAUAUAUCAAUCCUGCUGCUAAAAUUCAAAACUCUGGUUGAUGUUUCCCAUAAUUGGGAGUUUUUCGUUUUACAAACAAUUUCAUUGGAGAAGCAGUUGUGUUUAAGUUUUAGAGGGAGUAGAUCUCACAUAAAAGAAAAUUUAGCGGAAAUUGAAAAUGCUCUAUUUGAUUUUGAUCAACAUUUACAUAAAUUAGCUCAGGUGGUACAGGAGUUAUGCAACAAAGAACUUGCAGCUAAUUUUUUGAAACACUUUCAAGGACAGUUAUGCCUCCACAUCGCUUCAUUUCUGUUUGAAAUGGAAAUUCACUCUGACGAUAAUUGGAAAGAUACUUCGAAAAAGGUUUUUCCAUUGCUCUUUUUUGCAUAUCAUAAUGAGCCCCUCAAUCUACAACAGCAAUGGAUAGAUAAAUUAGAAGAAAAUGAUAAGAAGUUGGUAAAUUUAUUGCAUAGUGAAGGAAACUUUAGGUGUUGUCAGGCUGGUCACACAAUCUUGUCUUAUGCAAUUGCAUUAACGUAUACCGAAUGUAAAACAUCAGAUAGAAUCGAAGAUGUGAGUGAAGAUGCUGGGUUUGAAAAUAUAAGUUCAAUUGAUAUUUUAAAUGAAAUAAAAGAAUGCUGCUCAAAGAAAACCUGGCGUGUAAAAAUUUAUCGGGAUAUAUUCAACGACAGUGAGAAAAUUUUAAAAAUAUCAAAAUCGUAUUUUACAAGUUGUGACGAAUUACUUGAUCCAGUAUUAGAUUUCCCAACGGCUGUAAAGUUAGAAAACUAUGAGGAAAAAGCUCAAAAAUUUAAACCAUAUUCAUUAUCACAUAUGACAUACCUGUGGCUUGAUUCAGAUUGCUCUAAGAAGAGUCUAAAAAAUUUUUCAGAAUGCAAAAACUUUUCAACAAAUAACUUAAGUUGCUGUAGUGCUGAAACAUUAAAUACAUUGGAUAUAGAAACUUUUUUAUAUGCUAGUGUAAUACAUGCGAAAAGGUCUAUUGAGUUGAAUAUUAAGCGAGAAGGUGUAUUUCAAUUUAAAAAUCAGCUACCAAAUAUAUUACCAUUUGCAAAUAUCCACGCUAUUUUAAAUACUGAAACCCAAUCGAAUUGGUGGAAGUUAGCUCAUGAUGCAGGCAAAGGUGUUGCAGAUGGCAAAUUAGCGGAAACACGUUCUUCUUUAAAAUAUGGAAUUGAAGCUGUCCGGGGUAUAAAUGAACAAAAACUUGAUUUAAUUGUUAUUUUAAAGUUGGCAAAAAUUCUCUAUGAACGGUCUGAGAAAACUCAAAAAAUAUCGGAAAAGAACUUCAUUGAGUUAAGAGCAUUCAACUUGUUCAAGUACUCCCUGCAGAUUCUAAAAAAAAGAAGCAAAGAUUCAUUGGAACCACAACAAAUGCUUUUUUGUUACCCUUUAGGAAACUGUGUAUCGAAUAAAAAAAUUCUUCAUGCGUUAAUUGAAGAUGCUGUUCAAUAUGUAGUCAAAUGGUAUUUCAGAAAAUCUGAAUUUCAAAAUUGCAUAGAAUUGUUGUCUGGCCUUAAAAUACCACUUGCAAAGUAUUAUGUUUCAGAAGCAUAUAAAAAUUUAGAAAAAUUCGUGGAGUUAAGAAAUCAAGAGGAGACACUUUCGGAUUCUUAUUUGGAAGAUUGUUCUAAUUCAGGAGACUGUCGCUUGUUAAUCACAAAUUCAGAAAGUAAACUAGUAUCGCAUAGAAAUUAUAAUAAGAGCAAAUUAGAAAUUGAAAACUCAAGCGACACCAAUGAUCAUGUAGAUGUUGAUAAAAUUUUACCAGAAAUAAUCAAUUCAGGUGUAACAAGCUUACAUUCAAGCAAACAAUAUCAAAGAGAGGAAAAGCUUAAUCCAAAAAUAUCUUCAAUCGAAAAUUUAGAAAAUUUAAUUAAAAGUAUAAGUGAAACAUUAAAAAUAGUAAAAGAUGAAGUUAUUGAUAACAUAAGACCUACAGUUAACGAAUUGAGAACGGACAUCGCAGAUUUAAAGGAAAAAAUUAAUAUGAUUGAAGAAAAACGAACAUUGGAAAAGUCAGAAACGCUGGGUCCUGCUGAUUUGAAUGAAUAUUUGUUGGCAGCCGCUAGUUUACAAAGUGAAAUUUAUCCUCCUCAACAAACUCAGCCGUCAUAUCCAGUUCCAAAUAUUGAAAAUAUACAUGAAACUCAGGCUACAAACCUACAACAACAAAUUUUAAAUACUUAUAAGAAUCCUUUAUUUCAUCCAAAUUAUAUGCCAACAAACAAUUUCCCACAAUAUUCAUCCCCUUUACAACCCAAAACAUGUCAAAAUUCUUUUUACAGGGCUAAUCAAAUAAACCCAGCAUGGACCUUAGCUAACCAACACCCUCAAUAUGAUAGUUUAGGAACACAUCCUUCAGGAAAUCUUCACAAUCCAGGUUUGGAAGUUCAAAAAAUUAAUGAUUUUUUGAAUUAUUUAAAUCAGAGCAGUGGGAUCUAUCCCCCCCAACCAAAAUCGCCAAAUGCUUUAAAUGUUUCGACUAUUCAGCAGCAGUCGCAGGCAGCUCAAUGUGCUCCAGUUUUUAAUUCUAAUUUGUGGAGUGAAAAUUUGUUCCAUAAUACGUCAAUAGAAAAAGGACAACCAGAAGUUAGUGAAAUUGGGAAAACAUUUUCCACACCGUUUUUAAAUACUUUAACUCCGACUACUUUAAAUACUUCAAUUGUCCCCUUAUCACUUACUAACACAUUCAUAUUUUCAUCUCCCACAACUACAACUCCAACUUUAACAAUCCCAACACCAAUGCUAAGUUCUGCUUCAUUAACGGCAAACAUAAAUGGUCCAAUAAAUAAAAGUAUUACGUCACCUGUUAGCGAAACGGAAACUUCAAAAAGUACUAUUCAGAAUUCAAGUGAAUAUAAGGAAGAUAUUGAAUAUGAUCCAAGGCCAGAUUUUCAACCCAUUAUUCCGCUACCUGCUGAAAUUACGGUCAGCACAGGUGAAGAGAAUGAAGAAAUACUCUUUAGCCAUAAAGCGAAGCUAUUUAGAUUUAUAGACAAAGAAUGGAAAGAACGUGGAUGUGGGGAUAUUAAAAUUUUGAAGAAUAACGACACCGGUAAAGGUAGGGUAUUAAUGCGUCGAGACAUAACACAUAAAAUAUGUGCUAACCACACAAUAACCGGUGAGAUAGAUUUAGUUCAACCCUCAUCAAAAAAAGAUGAAAAAUCUUAUAUUUGGGCCGCACAUGAUUACGCCGACGAGGAGCUUAAAUUAGAAAAGUUUUGUGUCCGAUUCAAGCAAGCUGAAACAGCACAGGAAUUUUACAAUACUUUCAUUAAAGUGAGAGAUGACGCGAAACAGAAAGAGAAGAUUUCGUUAUCUGAUAAUACAGCAGCAGCUAAAAGCUUUAACCUUGUAACUCAAACAAACACUGAAGUUCCUUCGACCAUAGAUAAACAAUCUCCAUUCAAAGGCCUUAAUUUAAGUAAUCUGGCGACAUCAUCUACAAAGCCUUUCGAAUUUUUGAAUAAAACAGAAAAUCCUAUUUUUCCAAAAAUUGGUUUAACAAACUCAAAGACCGGAGGGGUAUUUGAUAAAAGUUGCGAAGUUCAAAAUGCAGAUUCAAGUUUUGAUCAAUCUGCAACAGAUCGUUUGGAAGAUGAUUACGUGCCCACAGCUGAAUUUAAGCCGGUUAUAGCUCUGCCAGAUUUGGUGGACACGGAAACUGGUGAAGAGAAUGAAGUUAUUGUGUUUGAGCAUAGGGCGAAGCUUUUGCGACAUGACAAACAAUCAUCGGAGUGGAAGGAACGUGGCAUUGGAAAUAUAAAAAUUUUACAAGCGCGUGACAAUCCCAAUAAAGUUCGUUUAGUAAUGCGACGCGAAAAAGUUCAAAAACUAUGUUGCAAUCAAAAUAUUCUUAAAGAAACUAAAUUUAUUUAUCCUAAAAAUGCUAAAACUAAGAAUUCUUUAAUAUGGAUUAACAAAGAUUAUUCAGAAAGGGAAUUGAAUACAGAAACGCUAUCUUUAAGAUUCAAAACUGAAGAAACUUGUAAACAAUUUCUUGAUACCAUUCUUAAAUUGCAACAAAAUAUGGAAGUUGAAAACCCUUCCGUUGAGACUGAAAAAACAGAAAAUAAUGCGACUGAAAGCAAAGCUAACGCUGUAUGUACGCCAGAUAAUAUGACUCAAAAUAAAAGUAACGUGGCACUCACUGAAGGAUUCGGCGACAAGUUCAAGCCGAAACUUGGUUCAUGGUCGUGUAACAGCUGUUAUGUACAAAAUUCUACAGAAGUUUCAUCUUGUGUUGCAUGUAGCGCAUCAAAGGAAGAAACAAAAGAUGGAAGUUUAAGAGGAUUUGGUGAUAAAUUCAAGCCGAAAGUUGGAUCAUGGUCGUGUAAUACCUGUUGUGUACAAAAUUCUGCAGAUGUAUCAUCUUGCGUUGCAUGUAGCACUCCAAAAGAGGAAAUUAAAGAUGGUACUUUAAAAGGAUUUGGUGAUAAAUUCAAGCCGAAAGUUGGUUCAUGGUCUUGUAAGAGUUGUUAUGUACAAAACUCUGCAGAUGUUUCAUCUUGCGUAGCAUGUAGCGCGCCGAAAGAAGAAAUGAAGGAUGGAAUUUUGAAAGGAAAUUUAUUUGCACCAUCCAUCCAACCUUCAACAUUUACAUUUGGGUUUAAUAAUAAUAUUUUUAAUGCUUCACAAAAUACAACAUCUAAAUUUUCUUUUGGAUUUGGAUCAAAUUUAGUUUCUACCAGUACCUCGAAUCCAUUUGAUUUGAAAUCUUCUGUGGCAAAUUCGAUUCCAACAACUCUAAAUCUCACAUCUGAAAAUAAGAUUGCAUUAGAUGAUAAAUUGGUUACAGUUAGAAAUUCGGAAGAAUUAGUACCAACAAGUACAUGUGAUGAUACACUUUUGGGUAACAAUUCUGAUAUAAACAUUUUUAAUUCAAAUAAUGUAGAAAAAGUUGAUUCAUCUUCUGAAUCAUGUAAAAAUGAUGAAAAAAGUUCCGAUAAAUCAGACAAUUUUAACUUUGGAAAAAGUAAAUUUAACUUUAAUUUUGUUAAAACUAAAAGCCCUGGAAAAAUGAAAGGACCUGUGAAAUGUAUUACGAAGAUAGGAGAUGAUGCUGAUGUUUCGGGUGAAGAUGCCGAAGAAGACGAUGCCGAAGAGGAAGAAAAUAACGCCUAUUUCACGCCAUUAGUUCAUUUGGAAAAAGUUGAAACGAAAACCGGGGAGGAAAAUGAAGAUGUUCUUUAUUGUCAUCGCGCAAAAUUAUAUAGAUUUGUCGACAAAGAAUGGAAAGAACGCGGUUUGGGUGAUGUAAAAAUUUUGAAACAUAAGCUGUCUAAUAAACUAAGAGUAGUUAUGCGUCGUGAGCAAAUUCAUAAAAUUUGUCUUAAUCACUUGCUGAACUCGGAAGUUGAAUAUAAAGCUAAAGAUGACAAAUCAUGGUUGUUCGCUGUGAAUGAUUAUAGCGAAGGCGAAAUAGAAUUUAUGCAAUGUUGUAUAAGAUUCAAAACUGAGGACGUUGCCAAAGAAUUUAUAGAAGAAAUAAAAAAUGCCGUAUCAAAAUAUUCGGAUUCACGAGAAAACGAAGAAAACCCUAAUGAAUUAGUUACGCAUCAAGGGGACCAAAUAACUGAUAGUUCUGAUCAAAAAGAAAAAUGUAAAGGUUGCCGCGGCUGCAGUCCAGAUAGUUUCGUUUUCAAGGACUAUAAAAAUUUGGAAUCUUCAGAACAAGAACGAGAGCCUCUACCUUUGCAAAUGCCAACUCGCGAAAUCGCUAAAGAGAAAAGCGCAGUUUUAAAGCAGAGCUCAUUUGCAACACCGAUAUUACCGACAAAAAGUAUUUUUAACGGCGAAAAUUCAAAACCAUUUAGUUUAAAAAGUAUAGAAACUGGGAAGUCAAUUUUUGAAAACGCAGGAAACAUUUUUGAAAAAACAUCUACAGUCUCUUCUUUUCCUUUUGAUAAUCCUUUCACGAUGAGCUCGGUAGGAAAUUUCAAUUUUCUGACAGCGUCUUCGAUAAAAGAACCGUUGAGUGAAAACAAUUCAAAGGAAAUAAUUCCACCUGAUUCUAACACAAAACCCUUUAAUGAAACGUCAGUUAUUAAAAAUUUUUCUUUUACUUCAUUGUCAAAUAAGGAUAAUAAAUUGGAAGAUAAGAACAAUCCGAUAAAAGAUGAUUUGAAAACCAAAACUGAAACUUUUAUAAAUAAAGAAAGCGGUACUUUUGUAACUAAAGAAAGCAGGAAUCUUGUGGACUUCGCCAGUUUAGCAAAAUCAUCUGGGAGUCUUUUGGAUUUCGCCAGUUUAGCUAAGUCCUCUGCAAAUAUUCCAGUAGAACCCAACGAAAAUAAAAUAAAUGAAUUUCAAGGUUUAACGCAGGUAACUUCGUUUGAUAACUUUUUAAAACCUAAAUUGAAUAAGAGUGCUAAUGAUGAGCAAAAAGAUGAAUCAAACCGAACUGAUGAUGAUAAUAAUUUCGAUCCAUAUUACAAACCCAUAAUUGAUUUACCAAAAGCGGUAGUUACUAGUACUGGGGAAGAGGAAGAAACAAAAUUAUUCGGAGAAAGAGCAACUCUUUUUAGAUAUGAUAGCACUGACAAACAAUGGAAGGAACGAGGCGUUGGUGAAAUUAAAAUUUUACAUCAUCCAACAAAAGGGACCUACCGUAUUAUAUUGAGAAGAGAACAAGUACAUAAAUUGGUUUUGAAUCACACAAUACCUAAGUAUUUUGCUUUAAAUGAAAUGACCAACAGCGUGAAGUCGUUUUGUUGGAGUGCCAUAAAUUAUGCUGAUGAAAAUCCACAAUUAGAAAAAUUGGCAAUAAGGUUCAAAAAUACUGAUUUGGCAAAGAAAUUUCAACAAAAAAUUAAUGAAUGUUUGGCCCAAUUGGAGACUCAAGAUGAUUAAGCGCAAAAUUUGGUAUUGAAAUAAUAAAAAUUCGUUGUAUUGAAAAAAUGAAAGGUGUCACCAAAAUGAAAUACAAUUAAUUACUUUUAUAUUUUUAAAAUAAACGUAAAGUGUUUAAAAUGCGUAAA
Molecule: messenger RNA, 7750 nt
Organism: Condylostylus longicornis
Lineage: Eukaryota; Metazoa; Arthropoda; Insecta; Diptera; Dolichopodidae
Gene: Nup358
Product: E3 SUMO-protein ligase RanBP2
Exons: 11
Coding region: 150-7622 (2490 amino acids)
Biological process (GO): intracellular transport
Cellular component (GO): nuclear pore; cytoplasm
Molecular function (GO): protein binding; GTPase activator activity
Source: RefSeq, a predicted model, not a curated record